Molecule: messenger RNA, 631 nt
Organism: Paramormyrops kingsleyae
Lineage: Eukaryota; Metazoa; Chordata; Actinopteri; Osteoglossiformes; Mormyridae
Gene: gpx9
Product: glutathione peroxidase 9
Biological process (GO): response to oxidative stress
Molecular function (GO): glutathione peroxidase activity
Source: RefSeq, a predicted model, not a curated record
AUGUCCCCCACUCACAGUGACAGCUCUGUAAACACUUGUGCCCUCUCUCUGUGCUCCAUCAUGGCCAAUGUGUCCAUCUAUGAUUUCACCGUGGAGACUUUGCAGGGUUGUACUGUACCACUGGGCAACUACAGGGGCAAAGUGUUGCUCAUCUAUCACAGGCUGAAUGCACUUGUGGAUAUGUACAGUGAGCUCAACUUUGAAGUUCUUGGUUUCCCCUGUAACCAGUUUGGACUUCAGUCGCCUGAGGCAAACCAUGAAACCCUGAAUAUUUUGAAGUACGCAAGGCCUGGUGCAGGUUUCAUCCCAAAGUUUCCAGUAUUUGCGAAAGUCAAAGUGAAUGGAUUAGAUGAGCAUCCUUUCUUCACUUACCUGAAGAACAGCUUGAGCUUUGUAAACCCUGUCAUUGGUGACAUUAAGAAAUUCUACUGGUCUCCAAUUAGAGUUAACGACAUCCGCUGGAACUUUGAGAAGUUCCUGAUACGUGCAGAUGGAGUACCACAUAAGAGGUACGAGCUUCAUAGUCUGUUUGAAGAGCUGCGGCAAGACAUCACAGACCUGCUCUAGAGGCAUGCGUGACCUUCAGGGGCGUUGAAAGGCUAGUUGCACAACUGGGAGAGGCACUGUGAAG